AAGUUAAUGAAGGAUGAAGAAUGAAAUGGUAAAGAUUGAAGGACAUUAUCUCCCCUCGGCACAUGUUCCCGGGAAUUUCGGAGAUUCAGACCGUCAGACCAUAGGGACGCUCAUUUAAAUUUUGAAUUACUUUUGAAAAUUAAAUUAAAUGUAAACAUUGUUUAUAACAGAAAAAUAUGGACUUUUGAAGAUCAGUGAUUGUUAUUUGACAACCUAUUACUCAUCAACUAUUUCAAGCAGAAUGGAAAAUACUGGCAAUAACAAAUCAUUUCCAUUGAACAAUAAAGAUUCUCAAAAAAAUGAUGAAAGAUCAUUUCAUAAUCGAAGAAUGAAAAAGUCUUUUGAUGAAAAGUUUCAAGAAAAUAAUUUAAUAUCAAAAGAGAGCAAAAUAAGGUCAGUUAAACCAAUGUACAAGUCAGCCACCAGUAAAGCUCAAAAUGAAGAUGUAAAAUUCACACAAACCAUGUCAAGAAAAAAUGAAAAAAGGCAGUUUGAUGGUAUGGAUGAAGUGCUAUCUACAAAUGAAUUACAAAAAAACCAAACAGAGCAUGAAGUAAAGAAUGUGGAUAAAAGGAAGAAUUAUUACCAUCCUAAGGAAAACAGAAAUACACGAUUUUACAGAGCAAAUGGUGAAAGAACAAGAAAACAAGCACCUCGUAAAGAUGAAAAUUAUCAAGGUGGUAGAAAAAGUAACAGGCGAAAUACAUCACAGAACUUUAAACCUGCUGUUCAUGUACAACCAUUACAGCAAUCACUGGAGAAUUUAAAUUUGCAAUCAACAAAUGAACCAAGUACUAUUCCUGUGUGUCUAUCAAAUGUAUCUUCAAACAACGUGACUGAGAGAUCACAAAACAUCAGGCAAAGUGACCAAGUUUCAUCACCAACCAAUGAAACUGUAACAGUUGACAAUGCAAGAAAUGAAGAAAAGUUGGACAAAGUACAAAGAUUAAAUACAGCUGAACAAAAUUUUGCCAAUGAUAAUCACAUGAAUGAAAUGAAACCAUUAUUCUCAAAUGAAACUCCAUCAUUAGCUGAUCUUAACACAAAUGGUCUUGGAAAUUAUCUUUCAUCAAGUAUUUCUACUUCUGAAAAUAAUACAGAUCUUCGACAAAAGUCUCAAACUAGUUUAGCUAAUCACAACUCCCUGGUCUCCUCUCAACUAUCUGUCUCAAAUAAUGAUGUAAACGUCAACACAUUACUUCCUGUAAAGAGUGCUCAACAAGAUUUACAUGAGCAACAUCAGACCUCUACCCAACAACAUGAAGAUCAUCGCAUCACUGAACAAGUCGUUCCUCAGGAGAAAUAUUUUCGUAUUUCUGUUGAUAGCUUGUUCAGUACUUCAUUUUUUACAGAAAAACAUCAUUCUCAUGAUAAAAUAGCUGACGCCAACGUUGAUGGAGGUAAGGAGAAAACAGCUAACAACAAGACGUUCUUGGGUAGUGAAAGAGAAGUUCACUUUGUGCAGCAAUUUUCCUCGGAAAGCUCACCAAACUUUUCAUCAAUGAAACCUGAUGGAUACAACACUGACAAGCAAAAUUCUACCAUGAAGAACAUAUUUAAAAAAGAAUCACGCGAUUCUUUAUCACCUAGGCAACGUUCCAAGAACAAUGACAUGUUUAAAGAAGUAAAAGAAUCAGGAAAUGCUUUAUUGGGUCGCCAUGGUGCGGUUCCUUUAACUGGAUUGAAAAACGAUCGAUUUUUGAAUGAAUUAAAACAAUCAAGUACAAAUGAUGGCAAUACCAGCAAUGAACAGGAGUCUUUAACUCAUGAUGAAGAUACAAUUGAGCAUUUCAAAUAUGACUCUUCACUCGAGUGUCCUAUGACGCAAGCAAGUAUAUAUGAAGGUCCAGUUAAAGAAAAUACCGUUGAUGUUUCUUCUAAUUUACAUCUUGAUCCUCAUGUUCAUCUUUCUCCUGAUGUGUUGAAUUCUCCAUUGAAUGAUAUACAAACCGUAAAACCUGUUGUAAAACAAUGUAAUUCUGUUGGUCAAUUCUCAUUAACUGGAAACUACGGAAAAAUCCAUACUCAGUCGAGUUGUUUAUCGUCGACAAAACAUAUUUUACCUGAUGAAACGAAUCAAUCGCCACCCGCUCUUCCUAUUCCUGUUUUAAGUAAUUCACUACCUUCAAACGAAGCACAACAUCUUUCUACUUGCAAUGAAAUUGGUACUCUUAGCAAAAAUUCACCUCCAUCUAAUAACUCCGUUCAAAACCCAUCAAAUCUUUCUUUUCCACAAAUUCCUUACGUCUCCAAUCCUUUUCUUCGUCAUUCAUUACUCUCUCAUCGUCCAGCUAUCCCAUCAGCCUUUGUGUUUCCCUCCAGAGUUGGAAUAAAUAAUGGUCAUUCUACAUUAGGAAACGCUUUAGCUCACAGAGGAAACAACCAAGGUAGUCAUGUUUUUCUUCAUCAUGGAAAUACUAUUUGUUUAAAUGUUGGUGGUCGAAUAUUCGAAAUUUUACCUUCGACAUUUUCACCUUACCCAGACAGCAUUUUAUGGCAAAUAUUUACAGGAAAUGCUCCAGCUUCUAUAAACCAGAGAGGUCAAAUCUUUUUUGAUCGCGACGGGUAUUUAUUUGAGAUCAUUCUGUCGUUUGCUAGAGUUGGUUGUUUCACCAUUCCUUCUAACAUCAAUUUGAACAACCUUAUUAACGAAGCGAAAUUCUUUGGAAUGUUCAAGUAUAUGUUUGAAAAAGGUCAAAUCUCAUCUGGAAAUAUUCUUCAUUUCCAAAGAACAACUCGUUGCACUUUGAGCUGUGAUUUGUCUGCAAAAACACAAGAAAAACGAGUGUUUGUUCUUCAAGGGAAUGAUAAACUAAAAAUUGAAUCUCUAAAAGUCAAUGGAUCUUGUUCACUUUUUGUUGAUCUUUACACUCCUUGUGGCAUUAAAGAAACAAGUGACUUUAUGAUGUACACUGCUGAUAAACCCGAUCUUUGGAAAGCUUAUCAAUUUUGUGCUGAACGCCAGUUGGUGUUUCAUCUAAAGCAUACAGGAACAGAAAAAAAAUUACACCUGAAAUCUAGUGUUGACAUCGUUUUUGUGCAAACAUUUAUGUUCAAGGGCGAAGACUUCAUUCCGUAGUAUUUUAAGUAAUUCUUUAUUAUAACCUAGUUUCUUCUAUCGACUGCUACGACCAGGAUCCAUUGUCUUCUUGUAAAAAAUUCCUGUCUUGUCAUGGUUGCGAUGAUGAUUGGGCACAUAUUUUACGAUAAUAUUUGUUAAUACAUACGAGAGUUUUGUUGAGCCAAUAUUUGAUCGUUUAUAACAAGA
Molecule: messenger RNA, 3268 nt
Organism: Xenia sp. Carnegie-2017
Lineage: Eukaryota; Metazoa; Cnidaria; Anthozoa; Malacalcyonacea; Xeniidae
Exons: 12
Coding region: 242-3079 (945 amino acids)
Biological process (GO): protein homooligomerization
Source: RefSeq, a predicted model, not a curated record